AGAUUCAUUCCACUGCACACCGCGGCGGCUGAAGGGCGUCCAGGUGAGGGUCAGAGGUCCACCUGGAGGAGAGAUCCAGAACCACCAUCACCGUUCUUCUCCCCACUGUCCACGUUCUGUGAACUGUCAAUAAAGUUGGCGGAAGUGACUCCGUCAGUUUGGAGCUGUAUUUCCGGUGAAUGAACAGGUAAAAUGAACGCGCCUCCCGCCUUCGAGUCGUUCCUGCUGUUUGAAGGCGAGAAGAAGAUCAGCAUCAGCAAGGACACCAAAGUCCCGAACGCCUGCCUGUUUACCCUGAACAAGGAGGACCACACGCUGGGCAACAUCAUCCGAGCUCAGCUGCUGAAGGAUCCCCAGGUUCUGUUUGCUGGUUAUAAAGUUCCUCAUCCUCUGGAGCACAAGAUUGUCAUCAGAGUGCAGACCACACCUGACUACAGCCCACAGGAAGCGUUCACCAACGCCAUCACUGACCUGAUCAGCGAGCUGUCUCUACUGGAGGAACGCUUCAGAGUCGCCAUCAAAGACAAACAGGAAGGCAUUGAGUGACCCCCAUUCCUCAUGAUGUCACUUCCUUUUACCUGUCCUGUGCUUCUUUUUUUCUAAAUAAAGCCUGUGAUGUCAUAU
This is a messenger RNA of Archocentrus centrarchus (flier cichlid), 624 nucleotides long. It is a transcript of the gene polr2j, whose product is annotated as RNA polymerase II subunit J. The record is from RefSeq and is a predicted model, not a curated record. Gene Ontology annotation, biological process: transcription by RNA polymerase II. The transcript has 3 exons. Bases 193 to 546 code for a protein of 117 amino acids. Gene Ontology annotation, molecular function: protein dimerization activity; DNA binding. Gene Ontology annotation, cellular component: RNA polymerase II, core complex. NCBI's taxonomy places the organism in Eukaryota, Metazoa, Chordata, Actinopteri, Cichliformes, Cichlidae.